AUGGAAACAAAAGAGGCAGCAACUAUUAAAAUUCAUGUAACAGGAUUCAAGGCGUUCCAUGGAGUUCCAGAGAACCCUACAGAGGCAAUAGUAUCUAAGCUGAAAGAGUUCAUCAGUAGAAGAGGAUUACCAUCUGGUGUUAGUCUUGAAAGUUGCACUAUUCUUGAGACCGCUGGAGAAGGAGCACUCCCCAUGCUUUAUCAAGUCUUGGGAUCAGGUAUCGGUGAACAAGUCAUAUGGGUUCAUUUAGGAGUCAAUAAUGAAGGACAAAAGUUCGCCAUUGAGCACCAGGCAGUAAAUGAAGCCACUUUCCGGUGUCCAGAUGAGCUUGGUUGGCAGCCUCAAAAACUUCAGAUAAUCCCAGAGGAUGGAGACAUUUCAAGAUCGAGACAAGUAAUUUACAAAAGUCUGCUGUUUUCCCCAAAUUCAAAUUUUCAGUGUCAAAAGAAUAUUAGUACCAACUUUUUUCUAGGCCGGUUUGUGUGCAACUAUGUCUAUUAUCAUUCACUCCGGUUUGCAGAGAAGAAAGGUCACAAAUCUCUCUUUGUCCAUGUUCCCCUCUUUUCGGUAAUCGACGAAGACACUCAGCUGCAAUUUGUUGCAUCGCUCUUUGAGGCUUUUGUGUCUACAUCUUGAUUUCCUUAUCAUAAUUAGUUUCUACUCUCUCCUGCCUCUAUGUAUUGUAACAUAAGAUCUGUGAUCUCUCUCUCUUAGACAGAGUGAAAAAUUAAACAGGGGGAAACCUGUAAGUAAUUUUUCCUCUUUG
Messenger RNA from Papaver somniferum (opium poppy), 766 nucleotides. Its product is annotated as pyrrolidone-carboxylate peptidase-like. The record is from RefSeq and is a predicted model, not a curated record. Lineage: Eukaryota; Viridiplantae; Streptophyta; Magnoliopsida; Ranunculales; Papaveraceae. The transcript is spliced from 4 exons. Gene Ontology annotation, molecular function: pyroglutamyl-peptidase activity. Gene Ontology annotation, cellular component: cytosol. Bases 1 to 636 code for a protein of 211 amino acids. Gene Ontology annotation, biological process: proteolysis.